AUGCCGGCCCUCCUGCUCCUCGGGACCCUUCUGCUCCUGGCCUCGACCGCCGGCCAGGCCGGGGCGCGCCCGUCCAACGCCACGAGCGCCGAGCCCCCGGGCCCACUGCCCGCCCUGCUGGCGCACCUGCGGCGCCUGACCGGGGCGCUGACGGGCGGCGGGGGCGCAGCGGGCCCGGGCGCCAAUAGCAGCAAGACCGGCACCGCGAGCGGGACGGGCGCGGCGGCGCGGGCGCCCCCUCCCGCCGAGCUCUGCCACGGCUACUACGAUGUCAUGGGCCAGUACGACGCCACCUUCAACUGCAGCACCGGCUCCUACCGCUUCUGCUGCGGCACCUGCCACUACCGCUUCUGCUGCGAGCACCGCCACAUGCGCCUGGCGCAGGCCUCCUGCUCCAACUACGACACGCCACGCUGGGCCACCACGCCGCCGCCCCUGGCUGGGGGCGCCGGGGGCGCCGGGGGUGCGGGCGGCGGGCCCGGGCCCGGCCAGGCCGGGUGGCUGGAAGGGGGCCGGGCGGGAGGUGCCGGGGUGCGUGGGGGCGAGGGGCCUGGGGGCAGCACGGCCUACGUGGUGUGCGGGGUCAUCAGCUUCGCCCUUGCCGUGGGCGUCGGCGCCAAAGUGGCCUUCAGCAAGGCGUCCCGUGCGCCCAGGGCGCACCGGGAGAUCAACGUCCCCAGGGCCCUGGUGGACAUUCUGAGGCAUCAGGCGGGACCUGGGACCCGCCCAGACCGCGCACGAAGCAGCUCUCUGACCGCGGGGGUUGGGGUUCCCGACAGCAUGCCCCCGAGGACGCCCAAGAACCUCUACAACGCCGUGAAGCCCUCCAACCUCGAUAACUUGCACCACAACUACCUGCACCUCAACGUCAACAGCCCCAAGCACCAUGCGGCCACGCUGGACUGGCGGGCGGCUCCGCCACCCAGCCCCUCCUUGCACUACUCCACGCUGUCCUACUCUCGGUCCUUCCACAACCUCUCGCAUCUGCCCCCGUCCUACGAGGCCGCUGUGAAAUCUGAACUCAACCGAUACUCCUCCCUCAAGAGGCUGGCCGAGAAGGAUCUGGACGAGGCCUACCUGAAGCGCCGGCACCUGGCGGAGGUGCCCCGCGGGACGCUGCCCCUGCACGCGCUGCGGCGCCCCGGCACGGGGGGCGGCUACCGCAUGGACGCCUGGGGCAGCCCGGAGGAGCUGGGCCUGGCGCCCCCGCCGCACCCGCGGCGCGUCAUGUCCCAGGAGCACCUGCUGGGCGACGGCGGCCGCGCGCGCUACGAGUUCACGCUGCCGCGCGCGCGCCUCGUGUCGCAGGAGCACCUGCUCCUGUCGUCGCCCGAGGCCCUGCGCCAGAGCCGCGAGCACCUCCUGUCGCCCCCGCGCAGCCCCGCGCUGCCCCCCGACCCCGCGUCCCGCGCCGGCCUGGCCGCCUCGCACUCCAACCUGCUGCUGGGGCCCGGGGGCCCCCCCACGCCGCUGCACGGGCUGCCCCCGCCGCCCGGCCUGCACGCGCACCACCACCUCGGCCUGCACGGCUCGCCGCAGCCCGCCUGGCUGGCGGACGCCGGCGGGGGCGGGGGCACGCUGGCCCGCAGGCCGCCCUUCCAGCGCCAGGGCACGCUGGAGCAGCUGCAGUUCAUCCCCGGCCACCACCUGCCCCAGCACCUGCGCACCGCCAGCAAGAACGAGGUGACUGUCUGA
This is a messenger RNA of Equus quagga, 1695 nucleotides long. It is a transcript of the gene SHISA7, whose product is annotated as shisa family member 7. Bases 1 to 1695 code for a protein of 564 amino acids. Gene Ontology annotation, biological process: regulation of short-term neuronal synaptic plasticity; regulation of AMPA receptor activity. Gene Ontology annotation, cellular component: postsynaptic membrane; AMPA glutamate receptor complex; postsynaptic density. NCBI's taxonomy places the organism in Eukaryota, Metazoa, Chordata, Mammalia, Perissodactyla, Equidae. The transcript is spliced from 5 exons. The record is from RefSeq and is a predicted model, not a curated record.